UCAGCGGCAUUCUGAUUCUUAUUUCUUGAAGUUUCGAGAUUCGAGGACGUGAAAAUGGUGGAAUUUACUCCUUUCCUGAGAGUUCAGCUUUAUAAGCCUCAUUCCGAUGUGCAGUGCGUUAUCAAAGAAACUGAGGGAUUUGUUCAGCUGGUGCCAAAAAAGGAAGAUUACAGAACGCUUUUCGUAAGAUAUGAAGAUGCAAGUUGUGCUCAAAACGCCGCAAAAAAGCUGAAAAAUGACCCAAACAUUCCUUAUGUGGGUCCAAUGCCCAAGUGGAACUUUUUCAAGACACCGGUCAAGCAAUCCGACAGUGGCCGAUCUCAACCGGACUGCGAAAAUGCAAUGCCCGGAACCCGACGGCCGCCGGCUUCGCCGCGACUAGAUUCGCCACAGAGGCAAAAUCCUCAACGACCAAUGCCGCAGGCAAGAUGCACGAACGCACCGCAGGCCGAAACGUCGCCUGAUUUUAUGCGUUGCUCUUAUUGCUCGGGAUUCCCAGUCCCGUUUCAAUGCGGUGCCUGUGGUACGUUUUACUGCAACGCCUGGUGCCAGAAGCGGCACUAUGAGACGCACAAACAUUCGUGCCGCAUGCCGCCCCUGAUUGUUAUGGAAGACUAUUAUGAAGUUAACCUGCUGGAAAAGAUGCGGCCCAAUAUGCCCGAUUUUCCCAAUGUAUCGGCUAACGGCCAACAACCGGCAUCGAACAACAUGCCCAAACGCAUGCAGGCGCCGCCCCAUAUGGCCAAUUUUUCCCAUGCUUCGGCUAACGGCCACCAACCGGCAUCGAACAACAUGCCAAAGGGCAUGCCGGAGAAGAUGAAUGUAAAAACAACUCCACCGCAGAAGAAACAAGUGGCACCAUCGACGCCAGUAACCACCGGUACGGGAGCAGGAACAGGUCCAUCGAACAACAAAAUGCCACAAGGCAGCGUUGCCACGUUACCAGCGAAGGCAAAGGCAACUCCGUUGCCACCAAACCGAGAAAAAGCGGAAACAAAGCCAGUUCCAAAUUCGACUGCGAGACAGACAUCGCAGAAGGCUGAAGAAGGCUCAAAGACCGCACUCCGGCUGGCCGAUUUCCCUGCCGUGGGGGACACGGUGAAAAUAUCGUUCGUUGGAAAAAAUGAGCUGUACAUUUACGGUGCCGGUCCUGGGCCGAACGGCCGACCCAAUUCGCAUAUUCAACUAAUUCGUCGCUGCUUGGAGGAGGGUCGAAAGAAAGGGAACACCUUGACAAAAGCUCCCGUAGUUGGUGACAUUUUGCUGGCACCGUUCAGUGGCGAGUACUACCGCGCCGUGGUCAAUUCGGUAGAAGGGAAGGGUGCGAACGUUUUCUUCGUCGAUUUCGGCAACUCCGAGCAGCUCGAGUGGGCCGAGUUCAAAACGAUUCUGGAACCGGACCUCAAAUACGCUGACCGCAUAGCGCACGAGGUGUGGAUCGCCAAUGUUUCCAAGUUCACGGAGCCCAUCCGGGUGCAGCUCAACGAACUGGAAGCUGAAGAAUUUGAAUUGUCCAACGUAAUCGAUAUGUCCAACACAAGCGUUAAGCUGGUGGAACUGCGGCACCCGACGGAAUUAUAUUACCUUAGCGACAAAUUGCGCCAACUGCACAAGAAGGACGAGGAAGUUUGUAAACCAGCGGAGAUGCAGAAGGUAGUGGUGGCACCGGUUCCGGAAACUUACGUUCCGGUGUUGGACGACGAAAUAAUUGAAACCAGUAUUCCGGCAGAGAACGGCGUCGAGCUGAUCAUAAUAGACGCGUCCUAUGUGCAGCAUAGUUUCAGCCAAAUUUCGGUGCUCGUAAAAGCAAAUCACCAAAAGUAUGGUGAACUAAUGAAAGAAAUCCACCGCUACGGAGAGGCGGAUACGAAUGAGUUUAAGCCUAGGGAGUGUGGUGAGCUGUGUUUGGUUUAUUUUGAAAGUGUCUGGACUCGGGCAAUGUCCACAGAUGUCCAGAGUGAUACGGGUGAUUACAUGCUGUUCGAUUUGGGCAUUCUGUGCAGUGUGCCGUUGAAGAACGUGCGCCGAUUUCCUCCGAAGUUGUCGCGGACAUUGUACGUGACUGAUUGCAUCGUUGACAAUCCCGAAACACUGUUCACACUCGCGAACGGAUCGACUGCUGAGAAUUUGCGCACCAAACAGAUUACGGUCAACGUGAAGCCGGACCGGGAUAGUGGCGAUUCGCAGCACGUUACUGUUAUUGACGUCGCUCACUGAAUUUCAUAAUCCGUACACCAUCCGUUUUUUCUUUCAAAACAUUUUAAUUUUUUACAUCCAAGUCAUUGGAUAUUACAACAUUUUUCGAAUAUAAUCCUGAGUCCAAUA
Anopheles cruzii is the source of this 2325-nucleotide messenger RNA. RefSeq lists its product as uncharacterized. Bases 55 to 2217 code for a protein of 720 amino acids. The transcript has 6 exons. Lineage: Eukaryota; Metazoa; Arthropoda; Insecta; Diptera; Culicidae. The record is from RefSeq and is a predicted model, not a curated record.